AGUGUAGGUUAUCUUGGUGACCUGAAUCAUGGAAGCAAAAGCUGCAAGUAGGGGUCCUGAUAUGGCGACUGAAGCAGUCCUGGUGAAAUCAGAUCCUCUUCCACCUGGCACUCCUGUGGUAAAAGGUCAGGGUUUCAUAUUUCCCUCAGGUUAUGAUUUCAAUUUGGGACUUGACUACGAUGCCCUCCUAGGCUCAUUACGGCAUGCUGGCUUUCAAGCAACAAGUUUUGGAUUGGCUAUUGAUGAGAUCAGCAAGAUGAUUGCUGAGAGGGAUAAACCACUCCCAGAAGAGUAUCAAGUAGAGUGUGAUCCUUUGAGGCGGAAUAACUGCACCAUAUUCCUGGGGUAUACCUCUAACAUGGUUUCCUGUGGUGUUCGGGAGUCCAUUCGUUUCCUUGCUCAGCACAAUCUCAUAGAUUGCAUUGUUACCACAGCAGGAGGGGUGGAAGAAGAUAUCAUCAAGUGCUUGGCACCAACAUAUUUGGGGGAUUUCUCUUUAUCUGGAAGGGAACUCAGAGACAAAGGAAUCAACCGUAUUGGAAAUCUCCUAGUACCAAAUGAUAACUACUGUAAAUUUGAGGAUUGGUUGAUGCCCAUUUUGGAUCAGCUACUUGAAGAACAGAAAGAGAGUGGUGUUGCAUGGAGCCCUUCAAAAUUGAUCUCAAGGAUUGGUGCUGAGAUCAAAGACCCUUCAUCUAUAUGUUAUUGGGCAUCCAAAAAUGACAUACCAAUCUUCAGCCCUGCCCUGACUGAUGGCAGUCUUGGUGACAUGCUCUAUUUCCAUUCUUAUCGCAAUCCUGGACUCGUCCUGGAUAUACUACAAGACCUGAGAGCCAUAAAUACCAUGGCAGUGAAAGCAGUCAAUAGUGGGAUGAUCAUUCUUGGUGGAGGCCUUGUCAAGCAUCAUAUUUGCAAUGCCAACCUUAUGAGGAAUGGAGCUGAUUUUUCUGUUUUCAUCAACACUGCCAGUGAAUUUGAUGGAAGUGACAGUGGUGCCAGACCAGAUGAAGCUAUUUCAUGGGGAAAGAUUCGUAAAGAAGCCACUCCUGUUAAGGUCUAUGGAGAUGCAAGCUUGGUUUUUCCUCUCCUGGUGGCUCAGACCUUUGCAAAACACCACUGGAGAGAUAGGAAUGCUGAAGUUUCUGCUGUUAAUGUGAUAUCCCAUAACUUGUGAUACUUUUUUUUUCUUAAUUUUGACCCAUGUUCCUUGUCAUAUCUCAUCUCAAGGGGGAAUUUUGUAGUGCUGAAGGUGAUAUGCACUAUCCUGACCAA
Messenger RNA from Darwinula stevensoni, 1272 nucleotides. Lineage: Eukaryota; Metazoa; Arthropoda; Ostracoda; Podocopida; Darwinulidae. The record is from the annotation of a GenBank genome assembly.